AUGGUAUCCCCACAAGUACCUCGGCCUUUCAAGCCUCGUAAACCACAUACAAAGUCAAGGAAUGGUUGCCAGUACUGUCGACGUCGGAGAAUCAAGUGUGACGAAGCUCAACCUGAAUGCAAUCGAUGUGUGAGCCGCAACCAGCCAUGUGAAUAUUCCAAGUCGGAGGACCAUUCCAGAGGAUCCAAUGAUUCUUCUCCAUCAGUCCCUUCACAAAGCGCUACCGCUACUGUGAAGUCGGCGGCAAGUGAGUCAACAGAUGCACAAGGAGAUUCUCAUUCGCCACUAUUCGAUAGUUUCCUAGAGCUCGGCCUGCAAGACAGUGGCUUUGGAACGCCAAUAAAUCUGUCCCUGGACUUUACGACAGCCGAUGAAGACGUACAAUAUUCCUGUUCAGGAAUUUCGGAUUACGGGAAGGCCGUGACCACGGAUAACACAUCACUGACCAGAGAUCUAUAUCUCCUGGACGAGUAUAUCAUGCAUGGAUGCCAGGACUCAUUGUUAUUUCCGCAUAUUGUGUAUGCUAUAACAGCCGGCAUCCCCAAUCUUGCUGCCUAUCACAAGGGCUUAUUGUCGUCGUUACUGGCGCUGGGCGCAGCUUGCCGGUGUCUCAACUUGCUGACUGAUUCCUUCACACCACCAGCGUCUCCAGCAAGCGGGGAGAUGGAGUCCGUGGUCGAGCUAAUGCAGACGGCUGACCGCUAUCAUCAGGCGGCACUCGAAGCACUCCGCUACGACAUAAUGGACAUCACUCAUGGAAAUCCCCAGGUUAUUCACCUGGAAGCGAUUAUGAUAUUCCCUUAUCCCCUGGCAAGAAGAAGAAUUAUUCGCCUGCUGACUAGGCCGCGACAUCAAUCCACUCCGGAUUCAUCAAUGAUUGGGCUUGAUAUUCCAGAAGACUCACCUCUCAAAUUAGAAUGGAUGGUUUUCCUACGUGGCAUCACAACCGUCGGAAGAGCAUCGAUGCAGAACUAUACCAGCAUGGCAGAUGACACAAAGAGUGAAAUGUACCUGAUCCAGAACAGCAAUGUAGACAAGUCCGUAUCUGUCGAGGUUUUGAGCACUGUGGCCCGUCACGCGCAACAGAAUCUCCUAUCCAGUCCACGAGCUGUAGCAGUCAUCAUUGGAGCCAAACACCCACUUUAUCCGGUCAUAUCUGCCACGAGAGCUUCGGCACAGCAAAAGCUUGACGCCCGGAUCGACAUUUUGCAAAAACACACAAGCAGACUCCAGCGGACUCUAUGCCAGUCACACGAAGACACCAGGAGAAUGUUCGACUACUCAGCGUCAUUGGUCGCCUGUAAGUUAGCAUGCGAUGUGCUCUCAGGCAUGUCGGAUGCCAUCUUCGACGAAAAGGCACACCUCCGGCGGUCCACAGAGCUGACCGCGCGGGAGUUGAAUACCUCCUGGCUGAAGCUCUUCGCCGGUCCACCAGAAUACCAUCCAGACUGGCCAAUGCGAAGGUCCGUCAUCCUCUGGGUUAGUUGCGUUCCCAAAGAAUACACCGAUCUCCUCGUGAGCCCCCUCCCAAAUCCAGAUCUAUUUCAGCACGAUUGCCUGGGGCUGUCGCAGGAGCGAGAUCUCAGCCUCGCCAUCAAGUUACUGGCAUGGGACAUUUACGCUCACUGGCUAGCGUACGCCAUCUUGAUCGAGCACGAGUGCUGGUACAUCGCAGACCUGGGAACUUUUGACAUUGGAAAGACCAAGGCAAUGCUCGACCGGUACUCUUGUUCGUGCGGCAGCGAGAUUAUCGGUCCCGCCAGAUCCGAGCAGGAUUACUGGCCUACGUCCAUGUGUUCAAUAGCACAGCAGCUGCAGAAAUAUCGCAACCACACACCCACUCCAUGA
This is a messenger RNA of Exophiala bonariae, 1848 nucleotides long. RefSeq lists its product as uncharacterized. Gene Ontology annotation, biological process: regulation of transcription by RNA polymerase II. NCBI's taxonomy places the organism in Eukaryota, Fungi, Ascomycota, Eurotiomycetes, Chaetothyriales, Herpotrichiellaceae. The record is from RefSeq and is a predicted model, not a curated record. Gene Ontology annotation, molecular function: DNA-binding transcription factor activity, RNA polymerase II-specific; zinc ion binding. The transcript has 2 exons. Bases 1 to 1848 code for a protein of 615 amino acids.